Hyposmocoma kahamanoa is the source of this 2587-nucleotide messenger RNA. RefSeq names its product transmembrane 9 superfamily member 3 (gene TM9SF3). The record is from RefSeq and is a predicted model, not a curated record. The transcript has a single exon. Lineage: Eukaryota; Metazoa; Arthropoda; Insecta; Lepidoptera; Cosmopterigidae. Gene Ontology annotation, cellular component: membrane. Gene Ontology annotation, biological process: protein localization to membrane. Bases 27 to 1754 code for a protein of 575 amino acids.
GUUUCCAUAAAAAUAGGAGAUAUAAAAUGAAAUUCUUGUACUUUCUGUUUAUUUUGUGGACUAUUGUGAAUUGUGACGAACACACGCACACUUAUAAAGAUGGAGAACAAGUGGUCUUGUGGAUGAACACGGUGGGUCCAUACCACAACCGUCAGGAGACGUAUGCAUAUUUUUCGCUACCGUUUUGUGUUGGUACCAAAAUUACCAUUGGUCAUUAUCAUGAGACGCUAUCGGAAGCACUCCAGGGCGUCGAGUUGGAGUUCAGUGGUCUCGACAUCACUUUCAAAGAUCCAAUACCAGCUCAAGAGUUUUGUGCCAUAGAAUUAAACGAGCAUUCUUAUAAGGCAUUUGUCUACGCUGUGAAGAAUCACUACUGGUACCAGAUGUAUAUAGAUGACCUACCUAUCUGGGGAAUUGUUGGAGAGGUUGAUGGUGAUCAAUAUUACAUUUGGACCCACAAGAAAUUCGACAUUGGCUACAAUGGAAAUAGGAUUGUUGAAGUGAAUCUCACAGCUGAGAAUAAGGAACGACUUACACCUAAUGCCCAGAUUACAUAUACUUAUGAAGUGAACUGGAAAAAGAGCAACAUUAAAUUUGAAGAUCGAUUUGAUAAAUAUUUAGACCCAAACUUUUUCCAGCACAGGAUUCACUGGUUCAGUAUUUUUAACAGUUUUAUGAUGGUUAUAUUUUUAGUGGGCCUUGUGUCUAUGAUUCUUAUGAGAACCCUGCGUAAGGAUUAUGCAAGGUACUCUAAAGAUGAUGACCUUGAUGAUCUAGAGAAAGAUUUGGGAGAUGAAUAUGGAUGGAAACAAGUACAUGGAGAUGUGUUUAGGCCAGUUCCACAUCUUGCUAUUUUCUCUGCCCUUAUUGGAGCAGGAUACCAGUUGGUUGUGGUUGUUUUGGCUGUCAUCAUCUUCACCAUAUUUGGGGAACUUUAUACUGAAAGAGGAUCACUGCUGUCUACAGCUAUAUUCAUCUAUGCUGCCACUUCUCCUGUCAAUGGGUAUUUUGGAGGUUCUCUUUAUGCUAGAAUGGGUGGUAAGCUGUGGAUUAAACAAAUGUUGCUUUCUGCUUUUCUUCUUCCUGUCUUAGUAUGUGGAACAGCAUUCUAUAUUAAUUUCAUUGCCAUGUAUUACCACACUUCUAGGGCUAUACCAUUUGGCAGUAUGGUGGCUGUCAUGUCCAUUUGCACAUUUGUUAUUUUGCCUUUGACUCUUGUAGGAACAGUUCUUGGCCGCAAUUUGGCAGGACAACCUGACUACCCAUGUCGUAUCAAUGCAGUUCCAAGACCCAUUCCUGAGAAGAAGUGGUUUAUGGAGCCAUAUGUGAUAAUUAUCUUGGGUGGAGUUCUGCCAUUUGGGUCCAUUUUUAUUGAGAUGUACUUCAUCUUCACAUCAUUCUGGGCUUAUAAGAUUUAUUAUGUGUACGGUUUCAUGUUGCUAGUAUUCCUGAUCUUGAUGAUUGUAACAGUCUGUGUUACCAUUGUGUGUACAUAUUUCUUGCUGAAUGCUGAGGACUAUCGCUGGCAAUGGACAAGCUUUCUUUCGGCUGGGAGUACUGCUCUCUAUGUUUAUGUCUAUUCCUUCUAUUAUUUCCUCUUCAAAACAAAGAUGUAUGGUUUGUUCCAAACUGUUUUCUAUUUUGGCUACAUGGCGCUUUUCAGUCUUGCUCUCGGGAUCAUUUGUGGUACUGUGGGUUACAUAGGUACAAGCAUAUUUGUGAGAAAAAUAUAUUCUACUGUAAAAAUUGAUUGAAGUAUAGUAAUUAUUGAAGAAAGGAAUGUAAUUCUUUUAAAUAUGUCUUACUAUUUUAAAUGAUACAAAAAGUUUCUUACUAUUUUAAACGAUACAAAAAGUUUAAUUCUACAAUGAACAGGAAAAUAAAUUUACCUUUUUGCAGCACAGAAAAAAAUGUUUUGAUGGAAUUGUUGUGUGGUUAUUAGAAUUAGAUAAAUUCCUGAAACAUUUGUGCUGCUUCCAAAGCAUUUAACAGUAACUUUCUGGCUACUUGUAUAUGGAAUGUAUUGAAGAUUGUGUAAUGUUUUAUUAAGAGUGAUAAUCUCAUUGUUAAUGAAAAAUGUCUGUAAACUUCUAUAAAAGUAGCUAUAAAUGCUAAUGCAAUAAUUGUCUAUUUAAAAUUUGUAGCAGAAUCAAGGAGUGUGAAGAUGUGCUUUUUUAUUAAUAAUUGGUUUGCAAGAAGUUUUGUUAAAUUUGAGGGCUAUUUUUUAAUGUAAAUAAUUUUGUCAGUUCCACUAGUGCUAAUUGCAAAGUAUAUAGAUAUGUAUAAAUAUUAUGUAUUUACAUACAGCCUAGUAAGUUGCGUAUUUUACGUUUGUUUGUUCAUUUCUUUGUCUCUUAUGUUCAGAGUGUAGUUCUAAUGUUGAAAAAACCAAGUUUUAAUUAUUUAGGAUUACUUAAAAUUCUAGUUUUUGUAAAUAUAUCGUAAUACAUAUUAUUAAACUUUAUUAGUCCUAAAUAACUCAAAUGAUUGUUGUACAUAAUAUGAGAACUAAUAUGACACAAUAAUUAUUAUGCCAUCCAGUAAUGAAAUUCUUGUUGUGUAAAUUUGUUCAUCAGGAAUAAAGGAC